Serpula lacrymans var. lacrymans S7.9 is the source of this 465-nucleotide messenger RNA. RefSeq lists its product as uncharacterized. The transcript has 7 exons. The record is from RefSeq and is a predicted model, not a curated record. Lineage: Eukaryota; Fungi; Basidiomycota; Agaricomycetes; Boletales; Serpulaceae. The coding region runs from base 39 to 377 and encodes 112 amino acids.
AUUCCACGCUUUCAUACCAUCCAUCCAUCCACCAUAUCAUGCACCACCACAACUCCGAGGCUGCUCAGGCUCACGACCAGGUCGUCAACGCCCCCCACAAGUCUCACCUCUCUCAUGAACUGAUCGCCGCUGCUGCUUCGUACGAGGCCGCAAAGGCUUACCAGAACCACGUAGCUAAGAACGGUCAGCCCCCUUCUCACGAGAAAGCCAAGGAGCUGCUCGCUGCUUUCGGUGGCGCCUUCAUUGACCACAUGGUUGAGACCAAGGGACUUGACUUCAUUGACAAGCAGAAAGCUAAGAGCGAAGCCAAGAAACACGCCGAACAUGCAUACGAGAACGCACCUACCGAAUUCAGGGAGCAGUACUACGCUAACUAAAUUAUACCAUAGCCAGACCGUACGAUGAUGGUUUACUGUAUACUGUAACUUCGAGAGACGAAAGAAAUUUACUGUAUCAUACAUCCAC